Messenger RNA from Trichosurus vulpecula (common brushtail), 3455 nucleotides. RefSeq names its product septin 5 (gene SEPTIN5). Gene Ontology annotation, biological process: cytoskeleton-dependent cytokinesis; regulation of exocytosis. Bases 57 to 1199 code for a protein of 380 amino acids. The transcript is spliced from 11 exons. Gene Ontology annotation, molecular function: GTPase activity; molecular adaptor activity; GTP binding. The record is from RefSeq and is a predicted model, not a curated record. Lineage: Eukaryota; Metazoa; Chordata; Mammalia; Diprotodontia; Phalangeridae. Gene Ontology annotation, cellular component: microtubule cytoskeleton; septin ring; septin complex.
GGAAGGAGCGAGUGUGGCUGCGCGUGGCCGCGAGCCUGUCAGAGCUGCUGGCGGGCAUGGACACCCUAGUUCUCCAGGACCACCUGGCCGAGCAGCUGCUGUCCCCUCGGACCCAGGCCCAGAGGAGGCUGCCCAAACUGAAGGACCAUGACAAGCAGUACGUGGGCUUUGCCACGCUUCCCAACCAGGUUCACCGCAAGUCUGUAAAGAAGGGAUUCGAUUUCACGCUCAUGGUUGCCGGGGAGUCGGGCCUGGGCAAGUCAACCCUGGUGAACAGCCUGUUCCUGACAGACCUCUACAAGGACCGGAAGCUUCUCAAUGCCGAGGAGAGAAUCAAUCAGACAGUCGAGAUACUGAAGCACACUGUGGACAUCGAGGAGAAGGGCGUGAAGCUAAAACUGACCAUUGUGGACACACCAGGCUUUGGGGACGCUGUUAACAACACCCAAUGCUGGAAGCCCAUCACGGACUACGUGGACCAGCAGUUUGAGCAAUACUUCCGAGACGAGAGCGGCCUCAACCGCAAGAACAUCCAGGACAACCGAGUCCACUGCUGCCUCUACUUCAUCUCUCCCUUCGGGCACGGGUUGCGGCCAGUGGAUGUGGAGUUCAUGAAGGCCCUUCAUGAAAAAGUGAACAUCGUCCCCCUUAUUGCCAAAGCCGACUGCCUCGUCCCAGGAGAGAUCCGAAAGCUGAAGGAGAGGAUCCGGGAAGAGAUCGACAAGUUUGGGAUCAAGGUGUACCAGUUCCCAGAGUGUGACUCAGAUGAGGACGAGGAAUUCAAACAACAGGACCGAGAAUUAAAAGAGAGUGCCCCCUUUGCUGUCAUAGGCAGCAACACCGUGGUGGAGGCCAAGGGCCAGCGGGUCCGGGGGAGGCUGUAUCCUUGGGGCAUUGUGGAAGUGGAGAACCAGGCCCACUGCGACUUUGUGAAGCUUCGGAACAUGCUGAUCCGGACGCACAUGCACGACCUGAAGGAUGUGACCUGUGACGUGCACUAUGAGAAUUACCGGGCCCAGUGCAUCCAGCAAAUGACCAGCAAACUGACCCAGGACAACCGCAUCGAGAGCCCCAUCCCCAUUCUGCCCGUGCCCACCCCAGACACGGAGACAGAGAAGCUGAUCAAGAUGAAGGAUGAGGAGCUAAGGCGGAUGCAGGAGAUGCUCCAGAAGAUGAAGCAGCAAAUGCAGGACCAGUGAUGCCGGGGCCGGCUCAGGGCCUUGCCCCAAGGACCCCCUCCUCUGACUCCCUGAGGUGGGGAGGGGAGGAGGCCAGGUCCUCCUUGCUGUCCGGAGGCUCUCCCACGAGGGAGCCCCCUAGGCAGACCCCUAAUUUAUUCUCUGCCUGUGCCGGCCGGCCCAAAGGAGGGCCAGACGCUCCCUGUGUGACUCAGGCCUCCUGGGCUAGGCACGGCCCACUCUGAGGCUUGGGUGGCAAGGAACAGAACGGGGCUGGGGCACUAGCCUCCCUCAGCCCGGCCCCUCUCCCAUCUAGGGGGCUGAGGCCUCGCCAGCCAGGCCUCGGACCUAGCCCCAGCUCCACGUGCCUCCCCUCCCUCGUAAGGACCAAGGCCCCAUCCUGGGCCCCCACUCCCCAUCACCCUGGACCGAGGCUCCCUGCAGACUUGGUGGGGGCGGAGAGUGGUCAGCCCCCCCCCACUUCCUUCCUCCCUUUUUUCCUCCUAAGGCCCCCUUCUCCCCCCUGCUGGGAAGGGGGGACUAUGGUGCAGGCAGAUAAGGGCUAUGUGGUUCCCCCUCUCCCCCUUUCCCCCUGACCUAGACAGCCUGGCCUCUUUGGGAAGGGGAAAGGCCAGAGGAUGUAGAGGAUCAUGGGCAUUACUGCCAGCAGAGGCGUCAAGGACCUUGUAGCCUAUGGCCCUCAUUUACAAAUCAGGUGUCACCGUCCCGAGUCAGGAAGACCUGAGUUCAAAUGCUGCCUCGGGGGACCCUGGAUCAGUCCCAUCACCUUGUUCUGCCUCAGUUUCUUUAGCUGUAAAAUGGCAGUAGCCCCUGCCUCCUAGCGCUGUUGGGAGGAUCGUGGGUAAUAUUUAUAAACCGAAAAGCACUAGAGAGAGGCUAGCGAUUGUUGUUACACAUGGGGAAACUGAGGCCAGGGAGGGAAGGGGACUCAGCCAGGGCCCAGAGGUCAUAGGGAUUUGAGUCCAGGUCAUCCUACCCCACAUCCAGAGUCCUCCUCCCAUGGACCCUGCCCCUUCCCCUCCUGUCAGUGCCAGGCCCAAAGCCCAGUCCCCAACACACCCACACACACACACACACACACUGACACUCAUAGCUUGGCUUCUGCCCAUCCCUGGGCUUCCCAGUAGACCCUGAGCCCUGAACUCACCUUGGGGGGCCAGGCAGGGGUCCCCCUGAAGCCCUCCCUUAGGAAGCUGCAGAGCCUGGCAGCUCAGAUAGGCCCCUUCCCCCUCUGGGCCUCCCAGGCCCCUCAGGCCCCUGGCCAGCCCCGAGAUGGGUCAGACGUAGGGGGAAGGGGGGAGAUUCUCCACUAGGCCAGCAACCUGGGGGACAGGUCUUCUUUCCCAACCCCACAUCUGACCAUGAGUUCUCUGCUGGCUCAGUGGCUUUAACUGGACAUGGGGUAGGGGGAAGAGGCCAUUCCUAGAUGGGCAGAUCACAAGAGGAGGGCUGGCAGGCAUCCUCGAUCCCUGACCCCAGUGCCCCCGAUGGCAUCUGAGAGCCCUUCCCAGCAACCCCUCUUGUGAGUGAGACCUGCCUGGCUGACACUCCCCUCACCCCUCAAUCUGCUUCUGGUCUGGGGCUCUCAGCUCCCUAAGAGGCUCAAACCUUCCUUUGGUUGGGGUGUGGGGGGAUGGAUGCCUGCCAUGCCCAGUACCCCGCCCCCUCCUGGCAGACCCUUUCCCCACCCCCUAAUCUGCUUCUGAUCUGGGGCUCAAACCUUCUCAUGGUGGGGGUAUGGAGGGAUGGAUGUUGAUGGGCCCAGGAGCGAGGAUGCCUGCCCAGAAGUCACCCCUGGUACCCCGCCCCCUCCUGGCAGACCCCCCCUCCCAUCCCCGACUCUCCAACCCCACUGGCUUUAUGUGCUCUUGGUCAUCACUUGUAUCACUGCCCCCCCACCCCCCAAGCCCCUGGUGCUGGCUGCUUUUCCAGACUGUCUAGUUUGGAGCCAGAGCCCUGGAUGCCCAGGCUAGCCCCCUCAGAGGGUGUCCCAGCAGGCGAGGCACCCAUUCUCCAGGUCUGUGUUUGGGUGGUCAGAUCCUGCAUGACCCUCAGCCUCGGGGGCAGUCUUUUCUCCCUGCUCAGGCCCCCUGCCCCCCACCCCACCCCUGACUUUGGACUUGUGGCCCGGUUUCUGGUCUUUGUACAAUAUUUGCCCCUUUGGAAAUGGAGCCUUUUCGUUAACUAACGUUCUGGACUUGUCGAUGCUUCCCAUCCCUGAGGAGGGUUGAGAGAACAAGGCCUGUGAUGGAGAUG